Molecule: messenger RNA, 4124 nt
Organism: Homarus americanus (American lobster)
Lineage: Eukaryota; Metazoa; Arthropoda; Malacostraca; Decapoda; Nephropidae
Product: zinc finger and BTB domain-containing protein 11-like
Exons: 9
Coding region: 110-3556 (1148 amino acids)
Biological process (GO): regulation of transcription by RNA polymerase II
Cellular component (GO): nucleus
Molecular function (GO): DNA-binding transcription activator activity, RNA polymerase II-specific; RNA polymerase II cis-regulatory region sequence-specific DNA binding; protein binding
Source: RefSeq, a predicted model, not a curated record
UUUAGUGAGGCGCCACACAGCAGUCAACGAGCAGCUGUUCACGUGUGCCUCAGACUGGUUACCUCCCUUGAUAGUUUGUAUUACAGGAGGACAAGAGGUAGUGUACUGUAUGAUGGAGACUGAACACAAAAAGGGUGUGGGAGGAGUUAAAGACUCGCCCGUGAAGAGUACACUGAUGUUUCAUUGGGAUGAGCUGUCAUCAAACCUCAUGCAAGCCUUGCAGGGUAUGGGUGUGAGUCAUAAAGGAACUUGCUGUGGUCCCCAGCCUGAGGUUCACAUUCGUAUUGGUGAGGAGAUGACCGUACACGCUACACUGCUGGCGGCGCUCAGUUCUUCCUGGAGGGAAUAUCUAAAUACGGUGAUGAAUCAGGAUACCCAAGUUAUUCACUACCUUCUCCUGGGUUUUCAAGCAUCACCAGAACUGGUUUCUACUGUGAAGUCUCUUAUAUACUGUGGAUCUGCAACAUCACCUUUCCCAUUGUUAAAGGAGGUGAUGGCGGUGGUGAGAGCUCUGGACCUGGAUAAUACACAGUAUAUCCACUCAAGUUAUAAGAACAAUGUCCACACACUAUAUUGGAAAGGUUAUGAGAAGAUGUUAAUAAAAGCAUUUCAGUUUAUGUGUUCUUAUCAGCUGUGUACUGAUGUCUCUCUCCUGGUAGACAAACACAUCAUCAGAGCUCACAAGCUCAUCCUCAGUGCUUGUAGUUCAGUUCUUCAAGAGACAUUCCAGGAGAAUGGCAGAAUUGGAAUGAUACACCUGCCAAGUGUUAACAUGAUGAACGCCCAGAAUCUUAUUACUUACAUGUAUUAUGGUGAAGCUACUGUCAUGGAGUCUCAUCUUCUAGCUUUCCAUAAGCUUUGCUCCUCACUGGAGGUCAAGAGUCUGAUGAAAGCCACCAAACGAUAUAUCCAUCAAGAAUCUCAAAUGGAGAGUGAAGAACAGUUUGAUUACCUGAAACUACAAGCUCAUAUAAAGUCGUCGUCAGAGAGUGUGUGGAGCCGACUACGCCAGCUGUAUGAUGGGGAGAAGAAGGCGGAUGUUACAUUUCUAGUUGAGAAAAAGAGAUUGUCGGCACACAAGGCUCUUCUCUGUGCUGCCUCUCCGGUAAUUCACGAUAUAAUUGCACAGGAACCAACAGGUGAGCAUUCCUUGAUUGUAAUGAUAGAUGCAAAUCACAAAUUCAUAGAAGGAUUUUUAGAGAUGGUAUAUAAUGGAUGUUGCUCACUAGUACACAGGUCUGGUACAGUUAUUUGUUCUUACUUUGAUAGAACUGUAUUUCAUAUAGAAUAUUCUCAAGAUAAAAUCCCAAUAAAUACUGAAGCUGAUCAUGUACUGCAAGAGGAAGAAUCAAAACCUCGGCUUCAGUUUCUUAUAAAAGAAGGAUCAAGGUCGGUGACCCAGAGUCCCAGUUCUGUAAUGAUGACAGAGCUGUGUGAGGCCACGGCGUCGACAACAGCAAGAAAAAAUAGAAACUCUCCAGGGAACUGUCCUCAUCUUUUGGCACAUUCUGAGGCUGCCGAUGAAGAGAGUAUUGAAAGUACCAAACUUCAGAAAGAAGAAGACUCAGAAAUGAAAGACUGUACAAUACCAAAGUGGGGUACCAGCAUGGCAGAUACGACUGAAUUAAAACUACGUAGAGACACUUAUGAGAACAGCAAUAACAAUCUGAGUGUAAGAAGACUGGGUACUAAUGUGGAAAGGUCUGUGACAUUAGGUUUGAGGAAGAUUGUUAGUGGCGAAUGUAAUUUAGAAUGUUCUAAACCAUUGGAUGUUAAGAAAGAUAAUAUUGGUGGUGAGAAAAUUAGUAAACAUUUACAAGCUUCAACCAGCAGUGUUGAGUGUGCCAGCAGUGUUGAGAGUGACAGCAGUGGUGUGUGUAGCAGCAGUUGUGGAGGAGCCGUAGAGGACAAGACUUCAGUAAAGAAUAGACGCACCAAGUCUCAAAGAGUUUACUCUUCACCUGAAACUCUCAAACGCCAUCACCAUCAAGUCAAUCUGAAAAUACCUCAAGAUGAUGUUUAUUCUAAAGAGAGCUCUGGACGCUGUACCAAGACAUCACAGAGAACUUCUGACGUCCGAGAACACGAAGAGGAUCUGCCGUACAAUUAUGAACACGGUGACAAAUCGUUUGCUGAACAAAGAUCAAUGGCCCAACUCUUUAAGUCACGUGUGGUCAAACGAAAGAAGGUGACAUGCAAGCUCUGUGGGAAGACUAAUUCUCGCAGAGAUCUGUGGAAGCACGUGAAGACCCACAGGAGAAGCUGCCCGUGUCCACGUUGUCCGAAGAUAUUCUCCCCCAAGAAGUUCUUAGAUGAUCAUGGGAAGGCAGAACACAGUGGAGUGGUGCAUCACACAUGCAAAAUCUGCUCAGAAACAUUUACAAGCUAUUCCCGUCUGCUGCACCACAUGUUCCAAAUACAUCUGGUCAGAGAAACAAUGGAGUAUGCCUGCAGUAAGUGUGAGUUAGUCUUCAAGACAGAGAAACUCCUCCUGGCUCACAUGCAGUCUCUUCAUCACAUAGUACCAGUCAAGACGUACAAGUGUAGUAUUUGUAAUAUAGCGUUUCGCGACCGCCGAGCUUUGUUGAAGCACAAUAGGACGCUUCACAAGCACGAAAAGCCAUUCACUUGUUCUGGAUGCGACAAACAGUUCAAAAGUUCAAAGACUAUGAAGAGUCAUGAACGCAAGUGUCAACAGUCAGCACCAUCCCAGCCUGCUGAGUGUGAGAGAGGGACCCAGGUGACGCAGCCUUUCACACCGCCUCCUGCUCCUGCCAACUUAUGUGUACAUUGUGGCCAGAGCUUUUCAGAUGAGGAAACAAUGGAACAACACAGUAAGACAGUUCACAACUUAACCACGGUGAGUUUUGAAGAAAAGGAGGAAUGUGUCCGGGGAGACAAGGAAGGAGCUGCAGAUCACAAUAUCUUGAGGAAUCCUGAAAAUAAUGACAAACUAUAUUAUUGUCCUGACUGUGGGGAAAGAUUUUCAGAUAUUGCCUCCCUCAGCAGACAUGCUGUUGAACAAAACCAUGCUGGUGUGUCUGAGUCAUGUUGGAUAUGUGGGCUGUGUAAUAGUGCCUUCUUAGAGGAGCAUCAGUUGACCAAACACAUGGUCACACACAAAGUUCAUUUCAUAAGUAAUUUGUUACCAUCAGAUUCUUCAAGACAAGUCAAUGAGCAGCUUGUGUGUGUAAACAAGAGACAAAGGAAAAAUAAUUACAAUACUAUAGGUUCAGUUGACCUCCAGUUCAGUAAAAACUUAGAGCACAGUCAAAAGUUUGUAAAUGAAGAAAAAUGUCCAGAGGAAAAGUAUAAAGCGAUGACUUCACAGCCAUCACGAGUUGCCCCCGUAAUGGUAGACACCGGGUGGCUGAAACAGUCAUCAACCGUAACUUCCACGGACUUGGUGAAUAACUCGGACUUAAACGUAACGUCCAACACUGGGAGUUGUGCAGUCUCAGUCCCCAGUUUAACUCAUGCGUGUGAAAUGCAGAGUACUACCCAGGUAGUUGCAGUAACUUUACAAGAGGAAAAAAAUAAACAUCAUCAAGAGUAAAGCUUACCAGUUACAUUAUCUUCAGUGGAAAGUGUGUGUCUCUGAAUGACAGUGUUGCAUUGAAUGCUGGGCCAGGUCAGCUGCUUCAGCCCUGAACACUUGUGUAUCAUCAGGUAAUGAUGUGAGUCAAAGAGGAUCAUUAGAUGUGGUUGGUGAUGCCUGGGAUGUUGCUGGUACUUUGACCAACAUGAAGUCUUUAAGUUCUUCUUUUAAUAACUAUUAAUCGGUACACAAGUACGGUAAUAUCUCCAUUGGCCGGAACUCUCCAAUACCCGGAAUUGAGAUUGGCUCAGAAUCUUUCCUGAAAAAUUCUCUCAAUUCUGGGUCUGGAAGCAGAUUUUGAGGAUGAAAUGCUGUAAUGCGCAAUUUCCAGAAAAUUCCGAGAAACUUUUCCCAGUACCUGUAAACAUUCUGGGAAUGUGGGAUUUUUCAGGGUUUGAGAGUUCUCUCGUUACCCGGAUAUCUCUCGUCCCCAGAAGAGCUCUGCACCAAUUAUUCCGGCUAACGGUUAUAUCACUAUACAGUACAGUAAUCUCUGAUUAUUCACGUACAGUCAUGCGCAGGUUAA